CAGAGUUGCAAUAAGGCAUAAGAUGGAUCGUCAUAAUUCUGGAAUGUAUUAUGCCGAGGGUGAUACUUCCAAUUCUGACCUUGAUGCAGAUCCAAAACCUGAACCUGAAGCCCUAGCUCCCACACCCAAGGCAAUUAAUGAGAAUACUUCUGAAAUUAAGGAUAUCUAUGACUUAUAUGGGAGUGCCGAUCAUGCUUUCAGAGUACAUGGAGGUAGAAAUGAUUCCCACCGUCAAUAUUUACGGCAAUUGGCAUGUAGACAUAAAAUAGGUCAUGCUUCAUCAGUCAAACAUUAUGGUGCCGAAGAACAAGUGGGGACCACAAAUCAGGAAGUUAUUAGGAGCUAUUUUGCAUUUGGAAAAAAACUUGAAGAUAGGUUUGAGUAUUAUAAAAAAAGUAAUAGAGACCGUAAGGCUAAGAAAAAACUUAUCAAUGAGGUCACAGAACAGCUCCCCAACGACCUCUCGAGGAAUGCAAUCGAGAAAAAACUAGAAAGGGCAAGGAAGAUUUACUACCUUUUCAGUAAUAUUGGAUAUGAGAAGAUACAACUGGUAAAAUCUUAUUCUGCAUUGAGAAUUUCUAAAUUAAGUUGGGACGAGAUCGAUGCUAUAGAAGAAAAGUUUGAAUAG
Messenger RNA from Dentiscutata erythropus, 628 nucleotides. The record is from the annotation of a GenBank genome assembly. Lineage: Eukaryota; Fungi; Glomeromycota; Glomeromycetes; Diversisporales; Gigasporaceae.